CUUCGACGCUUCGCCUUAGAUUAGAAGAUCACGUAAAAUCUUAGCUAGCCUGGAGAUUUCAAUAUGCAGUUAGAAAUGUAACCAAUGUCAAAUAAGUAAUUUACAGUUUCACAAUCUACACCAGGAAGCACGUAUCAUAGCUAACACUGAAUCGACUCCAUCCGACCACAGUGUGAGAUCAAAACAUGGCGAAAAAGAACAAGAAGAAGGUGGACGAAAAAAAGAAAGGGAAUGAGGAGGAGGCCAAAGAGGAAGAAACAGACAACGUGGCGGAAGAUGAAAUUUUAACACCUGUUGAAGUGAAGGAGUUGAAGAUCAGAAUGACAAGAACACUCAAUCGAAAAGCUAAAUUGAAUCAAAAGCUCGAUACCUAUGGGACAGAAGCUCCAAUCGUUAUAGGCGGCUACGAAUUCGACGACGCCUACUUCGCUGACGACAGUAUGGGUUCCGAUGAAGAUAAGAAAAACGAUGUGUCGGAAACUGAACCGGAGAGUGAAAACGUUUUUGAAAGUGAAAAGACUCCGGUCGAAGAGAUUUGCGUCUCCGAAAAACCCACAGAAGUUAACAUCGUAGUGGAUGCCGAUGAACUAGACGAAUACUUAAAAAAAUAUGCUUUGGAAAGAUUCUUUGCCAUAGCUUCCGAACCUCCAGAGGUGUUGCGAUGCGAUAAGAUGACAAGUGCUCAGUCACUGGAGCCCAGUUGGAAUACCCAAGAAGUUCAGACUGACUAUACUGAAAUGGAAGGACAUGUAAAAAAUUAUAUUUGGGGUACAUGGCCUUCUGACGCUUCAGAAGCUCAAAAGGUUCAGAGGUUACAAAGUAAUAAACGGAUAAGUGCGACGCAAUCACUAAAGGAGCUAAAUACACAAGAAGUUCAGACCGAUGAGAAAACUGGAGUAGAAUUCAAUGGAUCCGUUGAAGAUGAUUUUGAGGAUGUUAUCGUCAAAAAAACGUUACAAGAUUUUAGCUGCAACGUUUCGUUAGACGUGGUGGAAUCUCGAGAAAAACGUGAUGUUAGUACCGCUGAUUUUGGCGCCAACGUCUUGGACGAUUUCCGUGAAGUAAUUGAAAGAAGGAGAAAUCUGGAGAGACGACGAAGAUUCUACAGUCAAAGGUCAGGGGAUUACGGUGAUGGUUAUUCAGAUGAUGAUGCAUAUACGACGAGUGAAGACUCGCUGAAAGAACUCUCAAACAAAUAUAACUUCAAAGUGCUGGAGAGCAGGUACAAGCCGAUAUUGACCUGUAGGAGAACGAACCUCCGGAUGUUUGAUGAUGGCGACGACUAUUGCGAAGAGUUUGAUGAUGAUUUAAAAAGAAGAGAAUGUAUAACAAAACCCGACAUAAAUAAAGAUGUAGCUUACAAUGAAACUGAGGAGGGUAGCGGCGUAAGGCAUCCAAAUAAGAAAUCAAAAAGAAUGGUUUCUCAUCAAGUUCCAGUCGAGGAGGUUUCUAAGAGAAAAUCUAAAAAACCUCCUUACGACGAGUUUGCGACAGAUCCUCAAGAUGACAGCAGCUGUUCAUUGGUUACUAACGUCAUCGAAACAAAAAUUACGUUUGGCAACAUUAAGGAGGACAGUGAUGAUGAUGAUGAUGAUGAUGACAACUUUACCCAGAACCCAUCAAUCAAAAGCAAGCAAGCUGGACGCGUUGACUUGUCAGUCAAGAACCACAUCCGUGGCAUUCUUACCAAACCUAAACUCACCCCUUGCAAACGCAUCCAAUUUGUGGAUGGCCGCGGGGCGUAUAGAUGUGUUAAUAUUCCUUCUUCAUGUGCUAAUAACCCAGAAAAAUCUGGCGAUUUCACCGCGACAUCACCAGUCGGGUUUCAGCAAAAUCCCGAGGAUGAUGUUUUGCUAGAUAACCAAGACGAUUAUAGGUACCAAAAAACGCCUCCGAUAAAUCGUAAAUGGGAAAAUGAUGUUUCAACCGACGCACAAGAAGUAGGCAGCUUUGCACCGGUUCAAAAACUAAAACGAAAUCCACCUCAGUACGUCGAUUCUUCGCCUGUCGCAGAGGGGAUCUAUAAUGCCGGGUCGUCCCCAAGAAGCGCCGGACGAACACAAAUAGAUGUAGAUGAUCAAUGUGAAGAUGAUCAAUAUGAAGCUGAACACAUACGAAGCCUUGCAAAAGCAUUAAAGGAAAUGUGGCCGGCACAGGGGGAUGCUUUCAACGGCGUUCAGAAAAUGGACAGCGCGACCAGCCCCGCAACAGAGAUAUUAAGAACGACAAACCGUGUUGAUAAUAAUUUAAGGCACACACUUUUGGACAAUUCUUAUGUUGUUCAGAGCAUAGACAACUACACCAGCCCCUCGGCUAACGCUGAUAGAAAAAUACUUCUGGUAGAUAACGAUGAAGCCUAUGAAAACGUGGGCGUUUACACCAUGUCGCCGACGAACGCACCUCGGCGACCAACGAUUUUAAAUGAUUCGGUUCACACUCAGCUCGUGCGUAACUCCAGGAGAACGUCUUCAGCCUCCAAUGGGGGCCUCCACCGAAAUGCCGACUUGGUAUUAUCCUGCCCAGAGGAGACAUAUAUCGUAGUUGACAAUCCGAACCAGAAACCAAUUAAAUAUAUCGACAUCUCAAAAGAAGACUAUGAUGAGCUUUUCGAGCACGAGAAUACUCCGAUUAAGCUGGUUUUGCAGCGCGAUAAUGAAGUUGACAACGAACUAGGGAUGGAGAGAGAUUACCUUAAUGAUGUCUCGCCAGUGCGUGGGGAACCAAUGGUGGACCAACUUCUCAUGGAUGUUCCUAGAAAAAACUGCGUAGCAGCAUUGCCCGCUGAUGUCCGUCGCACUCUCAGAGAUAUUACUAACAGGUCAUUAAAGUCAAAAAAGACCAAGGCUGAUGAGUUCAGGGAUGCAGACGACGAGCUUACUGACGCGUUCCUCAGAAACUACUGUCAAUGCGAGCCAGAAUCAAACGACUCCCACAGUAAUUCUGAUUGCGGAUGUAAUUCGAAAAAUCAAAAGUUCCGUUUGGUCCUAGAGCCCGCGGAUACCGGAGACCACGGAUCUUUAAACAGAAAAAAGAGAAAUGAGGACCAAAUCAGGAAUCGAGGAAUCACGGACGACGAGCUUAGGGCACUGAAAAGGGCAAAACGACAAGAACUGGACGACGAGCUUUGCGACCGCACGGAAUGGGAAUGUCGCAGGGGAGACGGCAGCCCUGUUCCCCAAGAUACGGUUGUCAGCAGAAAACAUAACCACAGUUCUAGGAAAACUUCAGGCAUGCACGAGGAAAUUCCUCUAAGCCAUAACGAUUUGAGGAAGUUUUCGGCAGUCGAAUCGACCGAGCACGUCUCAGUGGCAAAUGUUGGUGCAGUACGGAGCGUCUCCCUCCAAGAGGAAGAAAUGUUCAACGAGAGUGCACACCAUAGAGUAGGUAAACGGCCGGAGUGGAACUCUGAGGUGGAGCUCCGUAGUAACGCGAGUUCGUCACCAGUCAGAGAGAGGAAAUCACAUGGAUCGCGGUCUGAUGAAGAAAGGAAGCAUCGAUCUAUCAAAGACAAGGGAGACGAUCGAAGGAGCAGAACGACACCUGAGUCUAGAGACAACGUAUAUAAGGAGCAUUCCUCGCAUAAAUACCACGAUGAUGUGGACAGAGGCUCGGACUGGCAUUCUACUAACGAGGAUCAGAGGUGUCGUGUAAGUCCCUCCGAAAGCCAUGACCGGCAGCAUACGAGGUCUCGCAAUGAAAGGCAACUACAGAGACCAAACUCUGACACAUACGUCCAGAAACGGAUAACAACACCAGCAGGCCAGGAUGAGCGAUUGGCUUACAGACCAGUAGAGAGCUACCGGGGAAAGUGUUCGCGUGAUGGGACGCCUCGUUCUCACUCGCCGGUCUUUUAUGAAGACGGGCCACCUAAAGGCAAGGCGUUAUCUAGACCGGUCUCGCCGGAAGAGGGAAGCUACGAGGAUGACGAACACGUAUCUAAGAGCCCAUACGGCUCUUCCCGUGGCAGGUCAUCUGGCUCUGGUAAUACAAAAUCAUGCAAGUGUCAGACCGAUUUUGAUGAUCCCCAUCAGCCCCAAAAACAAACCAGCGACUGCGAGGUCCGUCCCAAGCCUCAAAACUACAUUGAAGAAUCGCGGAGAUUUUUAGCGGAGCAUAGAAAUAUUCGAGCCGCCCUUGAAGUGAAAUGCAACCGGGAAUUCUUUCGGAGUAAAACUAUCAUCCCUCCAUGGCAGACCAGGGGACCUGCAAACAUCGGUCGCUGUUGCGGUCACAGGGAGGACCGUUACCGGCUAGCAGAUAGACAUUGCUUCUCUAGCAGAAAGUAUGCGCACAACGCUACAAGACCAAUGGACUAUCAGCAGAGAGUUGAUUGCGUGGGGAGCUCUCCUAACAAUUUUGACGCCGCUGGACCCUCACCCGUCAGUAGUUGUUUUGCGAGGACCAUCAUCCCGACCUGUCCCACUACUGAGUGUCUCAGCUGCGUUCAAAAUAAUGCGCAGCCGUUAUACGUGCAGCCUCCGGGGAACCGUGCGUAUACGAACUAUGAAAUGCCGGUCCGAUUUUACACCGACCCUGUCGCCUUGUCGAAUAUGUAUGGCAAACAGCCUGUGGCCAUGUCGAGUGUGUAUACCAACCAGCCUGUUGCUAUGCCGUGUAACUGUGUUAACCAACCAGAGCCGCUGCCUUUGUUCAAUAAUUGCCCAAAGGUCGAGUUCCAAAACCAGACUUGCUCUCCCAUGCAGAUGGCAGGAUUUUACAAGGAAGACUGCCAUGACGGAAGCUCGUGGAAUGAGAACUACAUAAGCCAGGGCUAUGUGCCUGCUCCAGCAUACUCGCAGGAGCGGCGAGUGCCUCGAGCCUGGUUCAAGAAGGCAAAGGAUGAUGACUCAGACAGCACAUAAUACAUGGUCGAGCCAGCAGCCUUGAAGAAACUUGCAAACUAACCCUAUAUCAACUGGGAAAAAUCUGCAGUUUCUUAAAGCAACCUUUUAUCAAUUGGAAGAUAAGCAGUUUAAUAAACUAACCGUUUAUCACCUGGGAAAAAU
Molecule: messenger RNA, 5006 nt
Organism: Physella acuta
Lineage: Eukaryota; Metazoa; Mollusca; Gastropoda; Physidae
Source: RefSeq, a predicted model, not a curated record